This is a messenger RNA of Elaeis guineensis (African oil palm), 2286 nucleotides long. Its product is annotated as cytokinin dehydrogenase 5. Gene Ontology annotation, biological process: cytokinin metabolic process. Gene Ontology annotation, molecular function: cytokinin dehydrogenase activity; FAD binding. Lineage: Eukaryota; Viridiplantae; Streptophyta; Magnoliopsida; Arecales; Arecaceae. The record is from RefSeq and is a predicted model, not a curated record.
GAAGGAAAGAGAUCGAGUCAAAUCUUUAUUGUUUUCUUUUUCCUUUUGGGCUCUCCAAACGCCACCCGGUGUUGCAGCGCAGCUGAGGACGAAUCUUAGCAUGUUGCGUAUGGGAAGAUCUUUAAAGCGCGAUCUCGGCUUACGUGCAGGCGCACGUUAGCAUCAUUCGUAUCACAAACAAUCCAACCUCCCCUUGAGCUUGUUAGCAGAGUUGGAGGAGAUGACUAACAAUUUGGUGUUGUUACUGUUUGUGAUCUGCCGCUUGCUAUCGACCGUCGGCCUGACGCUUGAGCCCGCCCAGCUACUCCAAUUCAGCAUGGAGGGCCAACUCAGUCUGGAGCCCUCCGACGUCGACCGUGCCUCGGUCGACUUUGGGGGCAUGACCAGGGCCGAGCCGAUGGCCGUCAUGCGCCCGGCCUCGGCUGGCGAUGUCGCCAGCCUGGUCCGGCUGGCCUACGGCUCCGCUCGCGGUUUCCCGGUCUCUGCCCGGGGCCAUGGCCACUCGAUCAAUGGCCAGGCCCGGGCACAAGGUGGCGUCGUGAUCGAGAUGAGCUACGACCGAGCCGUAGGCCACCGGGCGAGGUCCCACCCGGUGUACUCCCCAUCGCUUGGGGAGUACUAUGUGGACGUGUGGGGUGGGGAGCUGUGGAUCGAUAUCUUGAACUGGACACUAGAGAACGGCGGGCUUGCGCCCAAGUCGUGGACCGACUACCUCUAUCUUUCGGUGGGGGGAACCCUCUCGAAUGCUGGGAUAAGUGGGCAAGCCUUCCACCAUGGUCCCCAGAUAAGCAAUGUCUAUGAGGUUGAUGUGAUCACAGGCAAGGGGGAGAUCGUGACAUGUUCAGAAGAGCAGAAUUCGGAGCUAUUUCAUGGAGUUCUUGGUGGUUUAGGACAGUUUGGGAUUAUAACAAGAGCUAGACUAGCAUUGGAGCCUGCUCCCCAAAGGGUGAGAUGGAUUCGAGUGCUCUACUCCAAUUUCACAACAUUCACUCGAGACCAGGAGCUCCUCAUCUCCCUUCAUGGCACCCACCGGAGCGAGAGGUUCGACUACGUUGAAGGCUUCGUCAUCGUCGACGAGGGCCUCAUCAACAACUGGAGGUCCUCCUUCUUCUCCCCUCGAAACUCGGUCAAUAUCAGCUCCAUUGGAACCAACGGUGGUGUGCUCUACUGCUUGGAGAUGACUAAGAACUACGACGACUCCACUGCCGACUUCGUCGACCAGGAAGUAGAGGCUUUGCUGAAGAGGCUGGAGUUCAUACCGGCAUCCGUGUUCACGACCGACCUCCCCUACGUCGACUUCCUCGAUCGAGUCCACAAGGCUGAGCUCAAGCUCCGGGCCAAGGGGUUGUGGGAUGUGCCACACCCUUGGCUCAACCUCUUCGUUCCGGCAUCUCGCAUUGCCGACUUUGACCAUGGGGUCUUUCGUGGCAUCCUUGGGAACAAGACUAGUGGGCCCAUCCUCAUCUACCCUAUGAACAAGCACAAGUGGGAUGAGAGGAGCUCGGCGGUUACACCGGACGAGGAGGUGUUCUACCUGGUGGGCUUUCUGAGGUCAGCUCUGCCCUACUCGGGCGAGUCGACUCAGAGUCUGGAAUACCUUAGCCAACAAAACGAGAGGAUUCUAGCGUUCUGCGACGAGGCGGGCAUCGAGGUGAAGCAGUACCUACCACACCACUUGACUCGGGCCGAGUGGGCUCGGCACUUUGGGACCAAAUGGGACCGAUUCCUUAGGCUCAAGGCCGAGUUCGACCCCAAGGGCAUCCUUGGCUCAGGCCAAGGGAUCUUCCCACCUUCUUCCUCUCCUUUCUCCUCUUUGUUCCCCUCAUGAGCACUUCAUGACUCGCUAAGGCAGGCAUCAAGAAAAUGGAAAUGUAAAUGUCACUGCUAUGCUACUGUCUUUUUUUGAUGAUUUGCUAUUGCUACUUGCCAUCUAGGGGUAUUGGGUAGGGGAAAAUGCAUGGUUGGAUGGUUGCCUUUUGGGCAUUCAAUACACAGGACAAUGGAAAGGAGGAAGGAACAAAGGUGGAUACUAGAAAGAAGUAAGUGGUGGGGAACCCAUGGGGAUUGGACCACCGACCUAUAAGGGCUGGUGAGCUAUAGGGUGCUGGUCUCCCACCAUGGAAAAGCAGGGUCCAAUCAAGAGAGGGUUCGCAAGUUAGGAGUGUCCCAGCAUUUGUCUCCUAUAGAAAAUAAUGCCAUAUAUUGCUUUAUCAUGGUGUCCAUAUAUAGGUUUCUUGUACAUGAAAAAAUAAUUAGAAAAUGGAUAUUUAUUGGUCAUUAUUUUGC